AUGCCAAGUUUGAAAAUAACUACCACGAGAAAACGACACAAGGAAAUGAAUGGAGAUAAAAACGAGAUUAAGCAAUUGGUCGGACACAUUUUUGUUGAUUUUAUGGAAUGGGUUACCAUCCCAGAAUAUUCAUGGAUUUUAAACGACUGGAAGAGAGCAAUGGGAUGUGAAAUGAGGAUAAGUGUAAUUGGAAUAGGUGGCACAAAAUGA
Molecule: messenger RNA, 210 nt
Organism: Funneliformis caledonium
Lineage: Eukaryota; Fungi; Glomeromycota; Glomeromycetes; Glomerales; Glomeraceae
Source: the annotation of a GenBank genome assembly